CGAGACGUCUACCAGACAUCGUUCUCAAGAACUGGGUAUUCGUCGCACGUCGAUAUGAACGGAUUUGUUAAUAAAGAUAAUUGUCAUAUCUGGGUAUCGAGAACCUUCGAGUCAUCCAUCAACGACCACCACAUCCUCGUCGAGUCACAGUCUGGUGCGGUGGUAUGGAGGUGUCAUUGGGCACUUACUUCUUCGAAGACGCUGCAGAUAUUUGGCCAUGAAGGGUUGGUUCGACGCCUUCAGAACUGAUGGUGGUCCCACUCUGUACAAUUUCAACAACCGAACUGCAGUCACUGGUGACGUCACAAUCAUCACUUUCUUGACGAUCUUCACUACUCUCUACGUGGCAUUUCUAAUUAUUUUCCCAGGUAUCAGAAAAGAAAGAUUCACGACCUUCUCCACAGUAUCGCUGAGCAUCUUUACGGGAGCGACAAUACUGAUUGCCAUAUAUGGAUCCUCUUGGCAUGUCGCCAAUAUGUCGGUGGUCAGUACAUACAGGGCAUUCUCCAAGGAAAAAUUGCCUGUCAACAUUGGCGUUUACAUUGGUCUCAACCAUGUGAAUAUCACCUUGCAAGCUGUGAAUCACAGUCAUGCGUCUGACAUAGACUACAACGAACGUUUCUGGUGGGUGUCUAUCCACGAAAUGGGCAUCAGCUUUAAGGAGUCCUUAGAAAAAGGAUUGCCUCAUCCUAUCCUAAAGGUAGCUGAGUAUUUCACCACAGGUCAAGAAGGUCUAGCUUGGGGAGCUCAAUACAGAGCUGCUGGAUAUUUCGCCACAAUCAUGCUAUGGACCUCCUUUACGAUAUGGAUCCUGAUGAACCUGAUGUUAAUUGUGGUGCCCCGUUACGGAGCAGUUCUGAUGACCACAUGUGGCCUCCUUCUAAUAGCCACCUGUUGCGGCUAUUUCGUAAUGUUACCUGAAACGCCUCUAGUCAUUCGCAUGGAGGGGAGCAAGUUGGAGUUCCGGUUUGGGUGGACCUACUGGCUGGUCCUUUUUGCAGGUGGUGUUUGCCUGCUAGCAGGUAUCAUAAUCACAGCAGUGGAAAUAAUCUACCCUCAUAGUUUCUCAACUAUAUUGGAAGUGGAUUAUGACACUCCUUAUGAUAGACAUAUAAUUAUCGAAGAUAGUAGGGGUAGAAGAGCACAGAAGAAGAACAUGAAUGCUUGUAGUAGGUUAGAAGAACCAGAAGUUAGCCAUCAGUCUUUGGGUUCGAGAAUAUUGAGGAGGCUGAAUUCGAGAAACGACGAAGUCAUAGAACCUGGGAAACAUUCAGCAUAUGAAAAAGAGUUUUACUUGGAGCCUAGUUCGUGGCGUUAUCCACAGCGAAAAAGUAGUGAAAAUGGCAGGCGAUCUACACCGUCUUUGCGGAAAGAGGGAUCAAAGUACUCGAAUCAUCAAGUGCCUAUGUGGUAGCAGUUUUUAUAUGAUAUGAAGUUAGAGUGGACACUAUGAGAAGAAAUCCCUCAAGUAUUACUGCUCCCCAAAGGAGCGACAAAAUGAUGGUCUCCUUAAGCGAGGAACAUGAAGUAGCGUCCCCUUAGAAGUGACGUAGGAAGCUAGGGGUAUUGCAAUGUCACUAUGUAACGUUCGAUCGGAAUUCGAAAUUUAGUGCAAUCUAAAUGAAUAAGUGAUUUUAUUGUGAUAUACAGUUUUAUGUGAAGAGACAUUUUUAUAAAAUUGCCAUAUUUAUAUUUUAGUCUAGUUAAAUUUAUUUAUGUAAAAAUACAUAUUUUUAUUUUUUAAGUGCACGUCGUUCAUUCAUACCACUACA
This is a messenger RNA of Acanthoscelides obtectus, 1772 nucleotides long. Lineage: Eukaryota; Metazoa; Arthropoda; Insecta; Coleoptera; Chrysomelidae. The record is from the annotation of a GenBank genome assembly.